AGCCGACCCACUUAGAUUGCGUGAUUCGACUAACCUCAGAUUUCUAAUCUACUAUGCACCAUUAUAUGUGAUUCCAUAGUAUAUACAUGAAUAGCUCUCGAUACGGAGUAUUCAACCGAACAAAUGCAUCUCAAUAUCUAUACAUUGAUGAUAAAAGGAGCCAUAAACCCCGUCGUCAUGGGAUUAAUAACAUACAAAUUCAGUUUAUCAAACCACCCAAGCUCAAUACAACAUCCUGGAUUAUCCUUCGUUUAAUACAAUGUCUCAACGUGUGCUUCUUCUCGGUGCCACUGGCCAGACAGGCAAUUCCAUCCUGAAUGGACUCCUUGAGCACGGCGGAUAUGAAGUCGCUGCGUUGGUUCGUCCUUCGUCAGCUGAAACUCCAAAGGUGAAGGCCGUGGCCGAACGAGAUGUGAAGAUCGUCGCUGCCGAUAUCGCCGGCCCGGUGGGUGAAUUAACCAGCAUCCUCCGUGGCUUCGAUGUUGUGAUUAGUGCCAUCGAUGCCUUGAGCAUGCAUGCUCAGGAGAACCUAGUCACCGCUGCGAAACAGGCCGGCGUAAAGCGGUUUGUACCGUGCGCAUUCAUCACUGUCUGUCCACCGGGUGGCGUGUUUCGCCUGAGAGAUGAGAAAGAAGCAAUAUACCAACAUAUCCGCAAGCUUCACCUCCCGUACACUAUUAUCGACGUUGGAUUCUGGCACCAGAUCUCUUUCCCAACUGUCCCGUCCGGCCGCGUAGAUUACGCCUCCAUGUAUUCACCCAACACAACCAUUCACGCAGGCGGCAAUGCGCCAAACAUCCUCACCGACCUCCGUGACAUAGGUCCCUUCGUCGCGCGCAUCAUCGCCGACCCCCGCACCCUCAAUCAAUCAGUCUACACAUGGUCUGAUGUGCUGACUCAGAACGAAAUCUUCGACAUGAUGGAGGAGGUGAGCGGUGAAAAGAUAGACCGCACCUACAUGUCCGCAGAGACAAUUGAGACGGCCAUUGCGACCUUCAAAGAGACUCUCGAGAAGGAACCAGAGCAUAUACCCUCUCGUCUGGCGCUGACCAUGUUUCAGUAUUUCUUCAGUAAAGCUAUCCGGGGUGAUAACCGGCCCGAGUAUGCGAAGUACCUGGGUUACUUGGAUGCCAGAGAGUUGUAUCCGGAUUUUGAACCGAGAAGCUUUAGGAGCUAUUUGAAGGAGGUCCUCGAUGGUAAGGCAGAGAAGGUGUAUAAGGAUAAUGAGGGUAUCGAGCAGUUGAAGAAAUGGUUUUUUGAGUCGGGGCUGCAGCUCUAGGUUCCAGUUAGGUACUAGCUUGGGGGAAGUGCUUUGAAGGAUGGACUCACGUAUCUAUUGCGUGGCUUGAUAAAUAGUAUAAUGCGAUAGCAGAUAGUAUUGCCCAGUGAGUAAAUGGAUCUAUAACAUUCAGGCAUCUUGA
Molecule: messenger RNA, 1421 nt
Organism: Aspergillus pseudotamarii
Lineage: Eukaryota; Fungi; Ascomycota; Eurotiomycetes; Eurotiales; Aspergillaceae
Product: aromatic alcohol reductase
Exons: 4
Coding region: 260-1279 (339 amino acids)
Molecular function (GO): oxidoreductase activity
Source: RefSeq, a predicted model, not a curated record